Molecule: messenger RNA, 2971 nt
Organism: Chironomus riparius
Lineage: Eukaryota; Metazoa; Arthropoda; Insecta; Diptera; Chironomidae
Source: the annotation of a GenBank genome assembly
AAUUGUAAUUAAGUGUUUGACGUUAAAGCAUCGGCCGUAACAUUAAUUCGAGAUGUGGUUAAAAUAUAUUUUGCUGAUUAAUAUAUUUUUAAUUUAUUAUGCUAGUGCUGGUCCAAAAGUAAAACCAAGUCGGUUUAAUGAAGAGGAUUUCAAUUUUGAUGAUGUGGUGAUUUCGAAAUUUAAUUUAAGUUCUUUAUCAUUUCGAUUACCAAAUAAUACAGUGCCAAUUCAUUAUGACGUUUCUUUGUUAACUGACAUACAUCUUGGAAAUUUCGAUUUUUUCGGAACUGUAACAAUUGACAUAAGAGUUGUUGAAGCAUCUGAGACCAUAACAGUUCACUACCGUCAAUUAUCAAUUUCUAGCAUUGAUUUACUCGAUUUCAGUGGCAAUAUGCUCGAGUCAAAUGUGGAUUUUGAGCAAAUAGAAGAGGUUGAAUUUUUGGUAAUCAAGCCACACAUAUUGCUGCUUGAGUUUAAUCGAUAUAAGGUUGUCAUCAGAUAUCGUGGAUUGUUAAGGACUGAUGAUUAUGGAUUUUAUCGAGCAAGUUACUUCAAUGAAGAAGGAAAGAGAAUUUGGGUUGCAACGACGCAAUUCCAAGCAACUGAUGCAAGGCAUGCAUUUCCAUGCUAUGACGAACCACAAAUCAGAACAUCUUUUGAUAUCAGAAUUCGUCAUCAUCAAAGAUAUAGAGCACUUUCAAAUAUGCCUGUUGAAUCACUUUUGCCUGCUCCAAUCAAUGGAUAUGUAAUUACAAAAUUCCAACGAGUUUCAUCAAUGCAAACUUAUUUAGUAGCUUUUACUGUAAGUGACUACAUUUAUGAAGAAAACGCAACCGUUGUACCUCCUCAAAGAGUCUACGCCAAGCCACAAUCAAUUCAUAAUAAUGAAGCAGAACUUGCCUUACGUGUUAGUCCUCAAAUCAUGUUGACUACUGAAAUACAUUUUGGAAUCAACUAUACUUUUCCAAAAAUGGACCAAAUUGCUAUAACUGAUUUUGAUGCUGGAGCUAUGGAAAACUGGGGACUUGUUUCUUACAGAGAAAUAUUUUUACUUUUUGAUCCAUUAAUCAGGACAACAAGGAACAAAGAAUUCAUAAUAACUAUAAUAGCACAUGAAUUUUUGCAUCAAUGGAUUGGGAAUAUUGUCUGUCCUGAGUGGUGGACAUAUUUGUGGAUAAAUGAAGGAUUUGCCACGCUUUACGAACACUUUUUGCCUCAUUUUACUUAUCCUGAGGAAAGAUAUGAUGACUUAUUUUUAGUUGAUGUGAUGCAUCCAGUUUUACAAGUUGAUGCUAAUCCAAAUAUUCGUGCAAUGUCACACUAUGUUGAAGAUCCCGUAUCGAUUGACCUUCUUUUUGAUUGGGUCGCUUAUAAUAAGGCUGGAAGUGUCCUUCACACAUUUAUGCAUGCAUUUGGAUUCACAAUUUGGAAGAAUGGAGAGCGCAAUUUUAUUCAUGAUCGUUUUGAUAAUUUUGCAAAUUCUGGUCAUCUUUAUGCAGCUAUUCAACGCAGUAUUGAUUCGUAUCCAAGUAUUAAUCCUAUCAAUGUAGCAGAAAUGAUGAGCACAUGGGAACAUCAGGCUGGAUUUCCUAUUAUAACUGUUACUCAAACUUUUGCAGGGCAACUUGAGAUUUCACAAGAAAGAUUCUUUUAUGACAAAAAUACAAUAUCCAGUAAUAUUUGGUCAAUUCCAAUCAAUUAUGCAACUGCAUCAAAUCCCGAUUUUUCAUCAACAUUAGCAAUGGAAUUUUGGGGAGCGCAAAGAACUUAUACAUUGCAGCCAUCAUCUAUAACCAAAACGUGGAGUCAAGGCGAUUGGAUUAUUUUAAAUAUACAGCAAGCAUACUAUUAUAGAGUCAACUAUGAUUUAGGGCUUUGGAAUUUGAUUAUUGAACAAUUAAAUUUAGAUUAUAAUGUUAUUCAUGUAAGGAAUCGAGCUCAACUGAUUGAUGACGCAUUCCAUUUAGCAAGAGCUGAACGAGUGAAUUAUGGAAUGAUUUUUGGAUUGAUGAACUAUAUGUGGCAAGAAACCGACUAUUUUCCUUGGGUUGUUUCUAAUCGUGCAAAAACUUCUCUUAAUCGUUGGUUAAUGAGCUCAAGUGUUUACUCUCAAUAUCAAAGAUUUAUUAGACAUAAUUCUGCAAGAUACUUCAAUAAACUUGGAGUUGAGUUCCGUGAUGACGAAUUACUUAUUGAUCGCUAUGGAAGGUCUGUAAUCAUUUCAUUAGCAUGUGGGGCUCAAUUGGAAGAAUGUCUCAGAGAAACAAACAAUGAAUUGAUAGCAUUUAUUGAAACUGGUAAGAGAAUAGCACCUGAAUAUGUCCAGUUGAUUUACUGCAAUGGAAUGCGUACUGCAAAUGUUCUUCAUUUUCUUUCAAUGAAAAAUCGAUUAUUACAAACGACCGAUACUGCAGAAAGAACACGAAUAAUUGCUGGUUUAGGAUGUACACAAAAUACAGAUUUGCUUUUCAGCUUCCUUAAUCUAGCUAUUCUUCCUGGCAUUGAACUAUCAACAACAGAACAAAAUAGAAUUUUGACGCAAUCAGCAUCAAAUGGAGAAGAUGCCAUUCGCAUAAUGAUGAAAUUUACUAGAGAAAAUUUCGUAGCAAUGUCAGGAAUAAGUGUAAAUACGAUAAAUAAUGUUCUUACAAAUGUUGCAAUGUACAUCGGAUCUGAAAAACUUUUCACUGAAUUUGAACAAUUGAUUACCAUGCUGGUCGUUAAUGGUGGGAUAACAAUUAAUCAAUUUGUUGCAUUGCGAGAAUCAGCAAGAGUAAACUUAAAUUGGCAAAUAGAUUAUCUUGAGCCCAUAGCUGAAUUUUUCAACACAUGGCAACCAUAACAGCUACGGCAGUUUAAUGAAAAUUUUAAUAUUGUCUAAUUUUAUAACUCCUGAUUAAAAACAAAAUAAAAAAUCAAUUCCAACUUGUUAUGAUCAGCAAGUCUAUUAUUAAGCAAUUUUUCAUAAAAG